This is a messenger RNA of Verticillium dahliae VdLs.17, 555 nucleotides long. RefSeq lists its product as uncharacterized. Bases 1 to 555 code for a protein of 184 amino acids. The transcript has a single exon. The record is from RefSeq and is a predicted model, not a curated record. Lineage: Eukaryota; Fungi; Ascomycota; Sordariomycetes; Glomerellales; Plectosphaerellaceae.
AUGACUUCGGAGAAUCCAGACCUCCAGCACUUCCUCUCUAUACCCUGGUGCGCCGCCCACCUCACACCCACCACCAUCUACGAGACCCCCGUCUGCCGCUUCCCCAAACUCUCGGGGGAGGACAACCUCUUCGCCACAGUCCUCAACGCACCAGGCGCCAUCAAGGCCUUCCUCUCCUUCCACGAAGCCCCUGCGCCAGACGCCCCGCCCCUCGUUGAGGAGAUUGACUUCUUCGUCACCCUUGGCACUGACGUUGCCAGUCACCCCUCCCUGUGCCAUGGCGGCCUCAUCGCCGCCCUCAUGGAUGAGGUCCUGGGUCUCACCAUGGGUAUGAACAAGUCGCGAGGCGCCUUGUCCACUCAGACGCACAUGACGGGGUACCUGAACAUCAAUUAUCUGAAACCUGUCCCGGUGCCGGCGACGUACCUUUGUCGGGCCAAGGUGCUGCGUAUCGAGGGAAGGAAAAGUUUCCUGGUAGGGACUGUAGAGGACGAGCAGGGCGCUGUUCUUGUCAAGGCAGAUUCCCUUUUUAUAGACGUAAAGGGAAAAUUAUGA